AUGUUAACCAACUGGUUUUCGCAACCUGCAGGCACACGGUCCUCGACCGACGACCCUCGCGGCCCCGACGCUGAGGAUGACACCCUUGUGAUGGAGCCCGAUCAGGGCAAUGUCCUCUCCCACAUUAUCUCCCAGUUACGACCGGGAGCCGAUCUCAGUCGUGUCGUUCUUCCUACCUUUAUCCUCGAACCCCGCAGUAUGCUUGAGCGCAUCACAAACUUCAUGUGCCACCCGGAAAUGCUACUCCCAAUUCCAACCAUAGAUGAUCCUGUCGAACGCUUCGUAUCCGUAGUCAAGUUCUACCUCAGUGGAUGGCAUAUCCGCCCCCCAGGCGUCAAGAAACCCUUGAACCCCAUCCUCGGUGAAAUCUUUACUUGUUACUGGGAUUUCGAAGACGGAAAGCGCGCAUACUACAUCUCCGAACAGACUUCUCACCACCCACCCAAGUCGAGUUAUUUCUACAUGGCACCCGAUCACCAUAUCCGUAUCGAUGGAACUCUCAAGCCUCGAAGUCGCUUCCUUGGAAACUCGGCUGCCAGUUUGAUGGAGGGUAUUGCCUUCUUGAGCCUGCUCAACCGAGGCAAGGACCCUGCUAGGGGAGAGCAAUACAUUCUGACUCAACCAAACAUGUAUGCCCGUGGUAUUCUGUUUGGUAAAAUGAAAUACGAGCUUGGAGACCACAGCUUUGUCCGAUGCCCCGAGCUCGAUCUGGUCGCUGACGUCGAUUUCAAAACGAAGGGCUGGGUUGGUGGCACUUACAACGCCAUUGGAGGGGUGAUUAAGAGAGAGAGCACCGGUGAGGUCUUGUUCGAACUUUCUGGUCUCUGGAGUGAGGAGAUGUACAUCAAGGAUAUGACGACCGGUCACCGUGAAAUGUUCUUUAACGCUCAACGAUCGAAGCCCUCAUCACCUUCUGUGCGGCCAAUUGAGGAACAGGAGGAGCGAGAGUCCCAGCGACUCUGGGAAAAGACUGCACGUGCCGUAAAGGAGCGAAAUCACGAGCUUGCGACAGACGAGAAGACCAAGAUUGAAGAUCGACAGCGUGAGGAGGCUGCUCAACGAGCCCAAGAGAACAUUGAGUGGCACCCACGUCUGUUCAGAAGAGCCCAAGGCGGCCCUGGCGGUAUGGAAGAGGGUGAAGAGGAUCUCGAAUGGAUCAUUAACGCGAACAUCGACCACUCCGCACCUCCAGAGAAGCAAGCUGAGCAAAUUAUGGCGAUUUACCCCAUCAUCAACGGACAAAAGUUCAGCCAACAAAACAUCAUUCCUCCCCACAGUCCUCCCGCGCAACCACAUGCCCAGGCUGCGACAGCAGCACAACCUGUCGAUAACCAUAUCGACGACAACCUGAUCAACUUUGAUGACACACCCGCCCCGGCCAAGACCGAGAACCCUCCGACAGCUGAGCAAACGCCAAAGGAUUCUGAGAUUCAAGGUAUGCUGAGCUCUACAGGAAAGCCAGCCAAUGGACCCCUCCUUGACUUUACAUCCGACAUGAAAAAGGACCUACCACCAACCACACAAUAA
Fusarium coffeatum is the source of this 1527-nucleotide messenger RNA. RefSeq lists its product as uncharacterized. Lineage: Eukaryota; Fungi; Ascomycota; Sordariomycetes; Hypocreales; Nectriaceae. Bases 1 to 1527 code for a protein of 508 amino acids. The record is from RefSeq and is a predicted model, not a curated record. Gene Ontology annotation, molecular function: sterol binding. The transcript is spliced from 7 exons. Gene Ontology annotation, cellular component: cortical endoplasmic reticulum; cytosol; intracellular membrane-bounded organelle.